Phytophthora infestans T30-4 is the source of this 1323-nucleotide messenger RNA. RefSeq names its product Drug/Metabolite Transporter (DMT) Superfamily. Lineage: Eukaryota; Oomycota; Peronosporomycetes; Peronosporales; Peronosporaceae. The coding region runs from base 1 to 1323 and encodes 440 amino acids. The transcript is spliced from 3 exons. Gene Ontology annotation, biological process: transmembrane transport. The record is from RefSeq and is a predicted model, not a curated record. Gene Ontology annotation, cellular component: membrane. Gene Ontology annotation, molecular function: transmembrane transporter activity.
AUGUCGUGUGGCACAAGAGAGGCGCUGGUCUUUGGCAUGGGGCUGAUCACGGGCACAGGCACCACUCUGUACAUCUUAUACGGUGUGGACUCGGUUGGCCUCGAUGGAGAGGUGAGGAAGUUCGAGAAGCCAAUCUUCCAGACGUGGCUCAUGUUUUUGGCCAUGGUAUUCGCACUCCCCAUCCACUGGGCCUACCACUACCACGUCGAGCGGCAAUGGCGCAACAACCGCAACGGCAUGAAAUAUCGUUACCGAAUUCCGCGCAAAAUGUAUUUCUUGCUAGCACUCCCAGCAGCUUUCGAUCUACUGGCAACUUUCGUUGCCAACAUCGGUCUUCUAUACGUGACCGUUAGUGUUUUUCAGCUCAUGAAGUGCACAGUCAUCAUCUUCGUGGCGCUACUGAAAGUAUUUGUGCUCAAAGACCGACUACGCAGCUACAUGUGGAUCGGUAUCGGUCUCAACAUGUUAGCAGCGUUAAUGGUGGGCGCUACAAGUCUCGCAGACUCCGACAGUCAAGAUAACAAUUCGGCCAAUCAACAUCCAGCAUUCGGCGUAUUUAUGGUGGUACUUAGCUGCGCGAUCCAAGCCGUACAAUACGUUCUCGAAGAGAAACUCAUGGACGAAGGCGACAGUGCACCGCCCCUAGUGGUCGUGGGUAUGGAAGGCGUUUGGGGUUUAAUACUGACGUCGUUCGUAGUGUACCCAAUUGCGUAUUUGGUCCCGGGCAACGAUUUGGGUUCACACGAGAGAUUCGACGACGCGUAUCAGAUGCUGAUGAACAGUGGCUUGGCUCAGAUGGCUGUACUCAUUUAUUUACUGGUGAUUAUGGGCUACAACGUGUUCGCCGUGUCGGUCACGUAUCUUUUGAACUCAAUUUGGCACGCAAUUCUGGACAAUUUCCGUCCAAUUACAGUCUGGGCCACAGAUUUGCUGCUGUUCUAUUUUUUUACGCAAGGAGAAUUUGGUGAACGGUGGACAAUUUGGAGUUGGCUACAACUUGUUGGUAUGCUGACGUUGUUAGCGGGCACGGCCGUGUACAACGGUACUCUGCGUCUUCCGGGCUUCGUGUACUUGGAGCCAUUGGACGAAGCGAUGACUCCGAUCCGAACGCCAGAGGCUCUUACUGCGUCUGCGUUCUCACGUUCGCCGCUGAUUACGCGCAACGCUAUGAAGGCUGCAGAGAUUGCUCGUCGGACGCCAAAUCCCAAUGACCGCGACCGUGUGAGACGCGAAUUCAUGACUGAGUAUCAACCACUGGCCGAUUCCGAGUCUCGACGACGCAUUGACCCAGCUGGACACACGUACGGAUCGCUUGAAACUUAA